Messenger RNA from Oreochromis aureus, 411 nucleotides. RefSeq names its product sodium/hydrogen exchanger 9B2-like. The transcript has 3 exons. The record is from RefSeq and is a predicted model, not a curated record. Lineage: Eukaryota; Metazoa; Chordata; Actinopteri; Cichliformes; Cichlidae. Bases 1 to 411 code for a protein of 136 amino acids.
AUGCGCAUGCACCUGUUCCUGGUAAAGGUAGGGAGUAAAGUUCAGGCUGGUCAAGAGGACAGAGAGAUCACCGUCAUGCCCCGGAGGAAGACUGAGGAGCUGGACGGCACGACCACGAUGACGAUGCCCUCAUCUGAGUCGCCCUCCUCAUGCUGUGCGUCCUGUAUCAGUCUGAAGGACAGAUGUCCUCGACCUCGGGGACUCAUCAACCUGCUCAUCACUAAAGUGUGUUUGUUUGCUCUGCUUUUCGGAGUCGUCUGGUCCAUCACGGGAAAAGAGUGUUUACCUGGAGGGAACCUGUUUGGCAUCAUCAUCCUCUUCAUCUGCUCCAUGCUGGGAGGGAAGCUGGUGGGAAUGAUCCAGCUGCCCACACUACCCCCCUUUCCUCCACUGCUUGGUACGGCCCAGUAA